AUGGAGUCAUCAAGAGCUGCUAGUAGAGACCACAGGCAACCUCUUGAGGUCUUUGAAACUUCACUGGAACAAGGCAUAGGACAGCAAGGUGGCAGUAGGGGUCAGGGUGUAGAAGUGCAAGUACUUCAAGCGCAAGGUGAAGCAUUCGGGAUCUCCACCACUGACAGAGAGUCUGUCAAUAAGUGGAUGGCAUUUGAGCAGGCCAGUGGAGCUGCUGACGCUCCCAUUGCAGACUUGAAUGGAAAGGCCAGAGCAGGAGGAAAAGAUAAUGGCAAUGUGAAUAAAACAGGCGAUCGGAUUCUAACGGAAGCUAACAUAGCAGCAAGGACUGCAGAAUGGGGACUGGUGGUGAGGACAGACGUGGGAGAAGGUAGUUUCUGUGGAACAAGUAUGAAUGCAAGAAAUUCAUUUGAGGGAGGCGAUAAAAAAAGCAAGGAUUCGUCACAGAGAUUGGCAGUCGAAUCAAUCAGGACAUCAGAGGACUCAAUAGUUGGAUCUGCAUUCCCAAGGGUAUCUCAGGAUUUGAAGGACGCUUUGGCAACGCUGCAACAGACAUUUGUUGUGUCCGAUGCCACUAAACCUGAUUGCCCUAUCAUGUAUGCAAGCAGCGGCUUUUUCAGCAUGACUGGUUAUUCUUCAAAGGAGGUUAUUGGAAAGAAUUGCCGUUUUCUACAGGGGCCAGAGACAGACCAAAAUGAAGUGGAGAAGAUACGGAGUGCUGUCAGAACAGGAAAAAGUUAUUGUGGGAGGCUCUUGAAUUACAAGAAAGAUGGCACUCGUUUUUGGAAUCUCCUGACAAUCAGCCCUAUCAAAGAUGACAGUGGAAGGGCUAUCAAAUUUAUAGGAAUGCAGGUUGAGGUUAGCAAAUACACAGAAGGUGUGUAUGACAAGGCACUACGACCAAAUGGAUUGCCUAAGUCGCUAAUCCGUUAUGAUGCUCGUCAAAAGGAAGAGGCUUUAGGUUCCAUCAUAGAGGUUGUACAAACUUUGAAGCAUCCAAGACCUGACAUUCAGUCGGUAAAUCAAGAAACAACUAGCAUACAUGAAGAUGAGAAGUUAAACCUCAAUUUUAUGCUCCCUAGCUCUGCUGAAACUGAAAGCAUGAGUACACCUGGUAGACAAACUCCUCAAUUGUACUUUAGAAGUGAUCUAUCUCGCUCAAGUUCCCAUCAGGAGUCUGAAAAAAAAGCUAGAAAAUCAGGACGCAUUUCAUUAAUGGGGUGA
Messenger RNA from Ilex paraguariensis (yerba mate), 1224 nucleotides. The record is from the annotation of a GenBank genome assembly. Lineage: Eukaryota; Viridiplantae; Streptophyta; Magnoliopsida; Aquifoliales; Aquifoliaceae.